UUAUGAGAUCUUCCACUCUAUCCUAUUCUCUUUGACUUGAAUUUAGUCAAUAAUUUUCUGUUAUAAGAUUGUCGGCUUAAAUUGUUUGUGCCAUACAUUUGAUUUGAGAAUACAUUGCUGAUUGCUUGUAAUUAUAUUUAUAAAAUCUUGCUGUAACAUAGAAUAUUUGCUAACACACCUCUGUGACACUUAUCAUCCAUCAGAAAUACAAGAUAUUUAUAAAAAUGGCGGUCUAUACUAGACUUCUAUGUCGGCGUAAUGUCGAUUUUCGACAUUUUCGGUGUCUAUACACUUGCAGAUCACUCAGUGCUACAGUUUCAAAUCCUUCACAUACAAUAAAUUGUGAAUCCCAUGAUGAGAAGAAUACACGUCUAAAAAGACCGAUGUCACCACAUUUAACUAUCUAUCAAGUUCAAUUAACAUCAUUGCUCUCAUUAACACAUCGUACUACUGGUAUAAUACUAGCCAGUUAUGCGAUGUUUCUUGGUUUAGGCACAUUAUUUAUACCAGGUGGUAUUCCCUGCUUCAUAGAAACUGUGAAUAAUUUAUGUUUACCUUUACCUGUACUGUUUGCUAGCAAGACUUUACUUGCUUUGCCUGUUACAUAUCAUACAUUUAAUGGAAUACGUCAUUUGGCUUGGGAUAUGGGACUUUUUCUAACAAUUAAAGAAGUGUAUAGUACUGGAUAUGUAGUAUCUGCACUAGCAGUUAUCUCCGCAUUUGCACUUGCAGCAAUGUAAGUGUAUUAUAUGUUCUUCAGGGAAAACAUUUUUUUUAAAUUAGCUGUCAGAUUACAUCAAGUAUUGUAUUGCUGUGUUAUAUUCAUUAUUAUUAGAAUAAAAUAAUUUAUUCAAAUUAA
Molecule: messenger RNA, 859 nt
Organism: Linepithema humile (Argentine ant)
Lineage: Eukaryota; Metazoa; Arthropoda; Insecta; Hymenoptera; Formicidae
Product: succinate dehydrogenase cytochrome b560 subunit, mitochondrial
Biological process (GO): mitochondrial electron transport, succinate to ubiquinone; tricarboxylic acid cycle
Cellular component (GO): membrane
Molecular function (GO): oxidoreductase activity, acting on the CH-CH group of donors; electron transfer activity
Source: RefSeq, a predicted model, not a curated record